Messenger RNA from Populus euphratica (Euphrates poplar), 1246 nucleotides. RefSeq names its product early nodulin-20-like. The transcript is spliced from 4 exons. Lineage: Eukaryota; Viridiplantae; Streptophyta; Magnoliopsida; Malpighiales; Salicaceae. The record is from RefSeq and is a predicted model, not a curated record. Bases 277 to 1020 code for a protein of 247 amino acids.
CAUUCCACCUUUCACUGUAUAAAAUAAUAAAAAACGCCACAAUCUUCAACAUCCAUGUCUGUCAUCCAUUCAAUCCCCACGUCAAAAGCCAAACACACCUGUCAUUUUACCUGUCUCUCCCUUCCCACUUCCUCCAAGACGCAUAUUUUUUCCUUAGAUCUUUCUCUUGCUGUUUGAUGAGCCGCAGGGUGGCCAAAGAGCUUCAGCGAGCCAGAAACAAAGCUUCAAGCACCCAAGGCUUAAAUUAAAACCCCCUGUAGUAAUUUAAGUCCUCUGAUGAUCAUUGCCUCUCAGACGCCACAGCUAAUGAAGAUUUUUUCCAUGCUUCUGUUUCUGCUAUCUGUUCUCUCCCUACUCUCGCAACCUUCUGACUCCACAACAAUGCUCGUAGACGGUUUUUCGGAGUGGAAAGAUCCUAAUGUUUAUAUAGGAGACUCCAUCAUUUUCAAACACAAGUAUAGCUACAAGUUGUACAUUUUCCAGAACCAAAGAGCCUUCAGCCUCUGCAACUUCACUCAAGCUACGCUUCUCACCAAGCCCAAUUCCACCUCUUACACGUGGCACCCAUCACGCCCUGGUUUCUUCUACUUCACAUUCAACAACGGCUCUCUAAAAUCCUGCAACCAAGAUUCACAAAAAGUCUCCAUAAAAGUCUCUCCAUCACCACCGCCACCAGUACAGCUCCCUCCAAUGGCAUCAACUCCAGUUCCAGCACCAAUUCCAGGCGACAUUACGGCAUCUCCUCCUGCGUGGCCUUCCUCUUCCCCUGCUCCUGCACCUAGCGGUAGUGCUGCAGGCUCUCCAAUGGAAACAGUGCCAACAUCAAUGCCAGAUAAAAGUGGCGGUAGUGGCAUCCCUUUUAUUAAGAGCAAUCCUGCUGUUCCUUUGCCUACUGGUGAAAUUGAUUCUGCGACUAUUAGGCCAUUGCCCACCUCCGGCCAUCAUCAACCGGUGGCAGUGGGGUUACUUGGAUUUCACGGGCCUGUAAUUUGCGCUGCUUUUCUGCUGCCGUUGCUGUAAAACAGAGGAGGGACAAAGCAAUCCGAUGCGAGUUGUGUAAAAAAACAUGGGUUGUGAGUAGUAUAUAAUUUAUGCAUAGUUAAAAAGAGUCUAACGAUGAUUAUGUGUUGUUAUGACCCUACCUUGGAAUCAUCGGCUCUCUUCCGCUUUUGCUUUUUGACAUGCAAUCGAUUGCCACUCCUUUUUCUUUCCUCACUUUGUAUAUUUUAACGGAAUUUGAAGCUCC